Messenger RNA from Caenorhabditis sp. 36 PRJEB53466, 1365 nucleotides. Lineage: Eukaryota; Metazoa; Nematoda; Chromadorea; Rhabditida; Rhabditidae. The record is from the annotation of a GenBank genome assembly.
AUGUACACGUGCGGAAACCGCAAAGUUAUUCCGAACAUGCCGGAUUUGAUCCUGCGAAAGAUCUUCGAAGAGUACGAUUAUAAAGUGCUCUGCAAAAUGGAAAGAGUCUGCAAACGGUGGAUGAACAUCAUAAGCAGCAAGUUCCGAAGGGAAAUCCACGAGGUUUCCAUCGAAAGAGUGAGUUUCCCUCGCGUUUCCGUCCGCUUUAUCCGGUCCUUUCCAGCUGGGAUCCAUCUUCCCGAAGGCUUACCAAUGCGUUCCUUUCCGUCGAUUAACCAUAAGUUGUCCAGUCGAUUCGCACGAUUUCCUUGCCGGCGUGUACCGUCGGAGCCGUCUGUCACUCAUGAAAAUGACGACGGACAUCAACUUUUUGGCUGGAAUCGAUCAAAUCCACGUGGCAAAAGACUCUGCUCGCAGAUAUUUCUCGAACGUCGAAGAUUUGUGGCUUCUGAUGAUCCACCCUGACGACAACCUCACUGAGAGAUUCCUCGCAAUUGAAGGAAUGCUCUUUAGUGUAAGAAUGCCUAUUUGGAAAGUUAUUUUAUCGAUUUUGUUCAGGAAUUGAAUCAACUGACUCUGCAAGUGCACGUCAGUCCCCGAUCGUAUCGAAAUGUGUCGGAAAUCGUGAAAAGCUUCAUCCUCCGUUAUCCGAAAGCGAAUAUAAAUCUGGAAUUGCACGCCGAGAAGGCGAUGCACAUUCUCAACCAAAUCAGUGUUCUCCCCUCGUUGCCGCUCUACAAAAUCAAACUGAUCUGCACUGAUUUCGAUCAGCCACAGCUGAGAUUGGACCAGUUGUAUUCGGUGAUGAGGGAACAGAACAUUCAGGCGAAAAACAUAACCAUGAGGUACUCCUCUGAUCUUCUGGAACUCCCUCAAUCUCCUCUUUUGCAGGGACUGGUCCCUCUUCGCCGACGGCACCACUCCCGUCUCCUAUAAUCCCCUCGACACGUUCAGAAUAUCCUCCUGCUCCAUCGAAACAGUUGAUAAUCUCGUGCGAAGUCUCCAGAUGACCGCAUCCCAAUCCACUGCUGUCGAAGGAGUUCCGCCAGCGAAAAAGAAGAAAGUGGUGAAGAAAAAGAAAGAAACGGAAGUGAUAACUCAAGAAGGACUCGCCCCGAAGCCGAAAAAGAAGAUUGUGAAGAAAGUGGUCAAGAAGAAGAAGCCGUUGCCGUACAUCAAGAAGCUGGAGAUCGCUGGACAGUGCACUCUUCACGGUCUCACUUUCUUGCAGGUAAGCACUCGAAACCACGUGAUUCCCACAAUUCCCAUUUCCAGCAAAAAGCGCACACAGAACUGGAAAGGCGUCUUCAUACCGUCAUCCCCGAGCUCGAUGUCGACUGUUCGGAAAUAUAUUAUUGCUGGUGA